This is a messenger RNA of Arachis stenosperma, 1279 nucleotides long. Its product is annotated as protein PIN-LIKES 3-like. Gene Ontology annotation, cellular component: membrane. The transcript is spliced from 10 exons. NCBI's taxonomy places the organism in Eukaryota, Viridiplantae, Streptophyta, Magnoliopsida, Fabales, Fabaceae. The coding region runs from base 16 to 1218 and encodes 400 amino acids. The record is from RefSeq and is a predicted model, not a curated record. Gene Ontology annotation, biological process: endoplasmic reticulum to cytosol auxin transport.
GAAGAAGAGGCCACAAUGCAGUUCUGGAAGCUCUUCAUUACUGCAUUAAUGCCAGUUCUUAAGGUGCUCCUGAUUACUGCUUUAGGAGCAUUUCUUGCUCUUGAUCGAUUUAAUGUGCUAAGGGACACUGCCAGGAAGCACUUGAAUACAUUGGUAUAUUAUGUGUUCACUCCGGCUCUUGUUUGCAGCAUCCUCACUAAGACAAUAACAUUUAAGAAUCUCGUUAUGCUGUGGUUCAUGCCAUUGAAUAUUCUUCUAACAUUCAUAGUUGGGGCAGCAUUGGGAUGGUUAUUUAUGAAAAUAACCAAAGCUCCUAAUCACAUGUAUGGCCUUGUCUUGGGGUGCUGUGCUGCAGGAAAUCUAGGAAAUUUGCCUCUUAUCAUAAUGCCAACAGUUUGCAAAGGAAGCAACAGUCCUUUUGGAGCUGUGGAUCUUUGCUACAAGAAAGGGAUGGGAUAUGCUUCUCUAUCCAUGGCUAUAGGAAACAUCUACAUUUGGACUUUUGUGUACAACAUCGUUCGUUUAUAUUCAUCCAACAAGACUUUGGAUAAUAAUUCCACAUUAGAAAAAGAUUCCGUGAAGAAUUCCACAGAGGAUUUAUCAGAGACUGUUGAUGAUCAUGAAAAUCAACUUCAAAUUGAAACAACAUUUCCUCAUGAAAGAGCAAAGUUACCAAAACUUGCAAAGAUAGUUAAGACUUUGGUAGAAAAGCUGAAUCUGAAGGUCCUAUUAGCACCUGCAACAGUUGGAUCGAUUGUUGGUCUAGUGAUGGGUGGAAUCACUCCAUUUCGGAAGUUGUUUGUCGGUGAUGAUGCUCCACUACGUGUUCUUGAAGACUCUACAUCCAUGGUGGGGGAUGCGGCCAUUCCAGCAGUCACUUUGUUGGUCGGAGCAAAUCUACUUAAGGGGUUAAAAGGGUCAGGAAUGAAGGUUCCACUUUUGUUAGGGAUACUUGUGGUUAGAUACAUAGCGUUACCAAUGUUAGGUGUGUGCAUUGUGAAAGGUGCAAUUCAUUUUGGGUUGAUAAACCAUGAUCCAUUAUACCAAUUUAUGUUGUUGCUUCAGUACGCUCUUCCCCCUGCCAUAAGCAUAAGUACAAUUACUCAAUUAUUUGGAGCUGGUGAAACAGAAUGCUCAAUAAUCAUGCUAGCAACUUAUGCCUGUGCUGCAGUUUCUCUUACACUUUGGUCCACAUUUUUUAUGUGGCUUGUCCUAUGAUGAUGGGAUAUUUUUAUAACAAUAAUAAUUAGUUACAGUCAGAUGUAUUAUGAUUUAUGAA